Molecule: messenger RNA, 1728 nt
Organism: Sporisorium graminicola
Lineage: Eukaryota; Fungi; Basidiomycota; Ustilaginomycetes; Ustilaginales; Ustilaginaceae
Exons: 1
Coding region: 1-1728 (575 amino acids)
Biological process (GO): fungal-type cell wall (1->3)-beta-D-glucan biosynthetic process
Cellular component (GO): cytoplasm; fungal-type cell wall
Molecular function (GO): 1,3-beta-glucanosyltransferase activity
Source: RefSeq, a predicted model, not a curated record
AUGGCUCGAACUGCCUUGCUUCCCUUGAGGCCUCUGGCUCUCCUUCUCGCUCUGCUGGCUCUGAUCACCCUGCUGGCACAGCCAUCAGCGGCCAUCGCCUCGGUCACGCGUAGAGGCAAGUACCUCUAUCAGGGCAACAACCGUUUCUACAUCAAAGGUAUCGCAUAUCAGGAGCCUGCGCCCAUCGCAGCCUCUACCGCCGCCAACGACGCCAACGGCGGCUUUCCAGAACCCGAUAGCUUUACCGAUCCCCUUGCGCUUCCAGACGCAUGCUCGCGCGACGUUGCCAACUUCCGCGACCUGGGCAUUAAUACCGUUCGGGUCUACUCGGUCAAUUCGAGUCUGAACCACGAUGCUUGCAUGUCGAUGUUUAGCAACGCGGGCAUCUACGUGAUUCUCGACCUUGCCCUGCCCCUCAACGGCUCCAUCAACCGUGCUGACCCCAUUUGGGACGUCAGUCUGCUCGGCUUGUACGCUGGAACCAUCGACGCCUUUACCAAGUAUGACAAUUUGCUCGCGGUCAACGUUGCAAACGAGGUGGUGAAUGUCGCAGCCAACACUGACGCAGCUCCCUUCAUCAAGGCCGCUGUGCGUGACAUCAAGGCGUAUCUCCACUCCAAAAACUCCAACGUUCUCGUCUCGUACUCUUCCACCGACGGUGAUUCCGGCCCUACAAACUGGCGAGACAUGCUCGCCUACUACCUCACCUGCGGCAGCGCAGCCACCAGCGUCGAUCUGUACGGUCUCAACUCGUACGCGUGGUGCGGCAACAGCUCAUAUACCGCAUCAGGCUACGACUCGCUCACAACUGAGCUUGCUUCACUGCCAGUGCCCGCCUAUCUCUCCGAGUUCGGGUGUGCCGCCGGUAUUGGCGCUAACAACCGCCCAUGGACUGAAGUGGCCGCUUUGUACUCGCAGCCCAUGACAAACACGUUUAGCGGCGGUGUUGCCUUUUCCUACUUCCCUCAGCCUUCCGGUACCAACUAUGGGCUCGUCACUGUCUCCGGCAACAGCGUCACCACUCAGUCCGAUUGGCAGAGCCUCAAGAGGCAGUUUGCCAACACCACUUCGGCUCCCACCAGCGCACCCGCCAAUGCUUCCAGCUCGCCGAGCUAUGCGACUUGCCAGGGUGACACUGACAAUUUCAUCGCUUCCACCGUGCUGCCACCUACACCCAACUUGCAGCUGUGCAACUGCCUUGCCUCCAAUGCCUUCAGCUGCGCCCUCAAUCCGACCGCCUUUAACUCGCCCAGCGUCAUUGGUACGCUGACCGGUCAAGCCUGCGACUACCUUGGCCAGCAAGGCGGCAACUGUGCUCCCAUCAUGGCUGACGGGGAGGCAGGAACGUACGGCAACUACUCGUUCUGCUCGCCUGCACAGAGGCUGGAAUGGGCCAUGUCGCAGUUCUACGAGAUGACUGGUUUCAACGCGCAGUCGUGCAACUUUGCUGGCAAUGCGAGCGCCAAGAAUCCGCCAACGCCUUCUACGUUGGCUGUCAACCAGGCCUUUUCGUCGUGUCUCAGCCAGUUUCCGAUUGGCGUGUCCACGCCCAAACUGGACCUUCCCACGUCGGGCAGUAGUGCUUCCGGAGGCGCCGCCCCUUCGCCUACGCAGUCGAGAAGUGGCUCGCCCAACUCUGCCUCGCAGCCUGGGUCUGUGUGGGGCGGUAUGGGCCUGGUGAUUGUUGCAGCUUUGAGCGCGGCUCUGGCUGGCUGGUCUAUCCUCUAG